AUGGAGAAGCUACUUGGAAAAGUGGAUAAAACUGAGUUGAGUGAGAUAGCUACUGUAAUGAGGAGCCUUUGGCUGAGAAGAAAUGAAUUCUGUUAUGAAGGGUUGUUCAAAAGUCCUAGUCAAAUGCUAAGAACAGCAAAGGAAGAACUUCAUGAAUUUGAAAUGGCACAACAGAAGCUGAUAGCUAACAGUCAAGGCAACAAUAUAGAGAGAAGGAACCAAGUAUGGCAGAGACCAAAAGAGAACUAUAUUAAGGUAAAUUGGGACGCAGCAUUGGAUCUAAAAGGAAGGAAGGCAGGGCUAGGUGUUAUAAUUAGAGAUGAAGAUGGGGAACCGUUGGUUGCAGUAGAAGGACAACAGACCAAUGUUGUUAACCCAGCAAUUGUCGAAAUUUAUGCUUUGUGGAAGGCAAUGGAAAUAUAUAGAGACUUGAAGAUGGAGAGAGUGAUCUUUGAAGGAGAUGCUCAACUGAUAGUCAAGGCAGUGAAUAGCCAAGAAGAAGAUAGAUCAGUAUAUGGGAGCAUUGUUGAAGUUGCCAAGAGUUUAUUGGGCUUGUGGAAAGGCUGGAGCGUUGAGUUUGUGUACAGAAAUGAAAUGAGAUAG
This is a messenger RNA of Juglans regia (Persian walnut), 603 nucleotides long. RefSeq lists its product as uncharacterized. Gene Ontology annotation, molecular function: RNA-DNA hybrid ribonuclease activity; nucleic acid binding. Lineage: Eukaryota; Viridiplantae; Streptophyta; Magnoliopsida; Fagales; Juglandaceae. Bases 1 to 603 code for a protein of 200 amino acids. The transcript has a single exon. The record is from RefSeq and is a predicted model, not a curated record.